AUGUUCCGCGCCAUUCUGCCCAGGGCUUCUCCGCGGGCUGCCCUCCGCACUGCCAGCCCGAAGGCUGUCCCUUCGAACUUCAUUGCUACGCCCACGCUUUUCGUUGGACGCUCAAAACGUGGCUACGCCUCUGAUGCAGGGGAACACGAUUUGGUGAUCAUCGGCGGUGGUGUCGCCGGUUACGUCGCAGCCAUCAAGGCUGGUCAGGAGGGUCUGAAGACCGCAUGUAUCGAGAAGCGUGGCGCUCUCGGUGGCACUUGCUUGAACGUCGGCUGUAUCCCGUCCAAGUCCCUGCUCAACAACUCCCACCUCUACCACCAGAUCCUCCACGACACGAAAAAGCGCGGUAUCGAGGUCGGUGAUGUCAAGCUGAACCUGUCCCAGAUGAUGAAGGCCAAGGACCAGUCCGUUGAGGGCCUGACCAAGGGUGUGGAGUUCCUGCUGAAGAAGAACGGUGUCGACUAUGUCAAAGGCGCUGGCUCCUUCGUCGAUGCCAACACCGUCAAGGUGGACCUGUUGGACGGUGGGGAGCAGACCCUGCGCGGCAAGAACAUCCUCAUUGCCACUGGCUCCGAGUCCACUCCCUUCCCCGGUCUGAACAUUGAUGAGAAGCGCAUCAUCACCAGCACUGGUGCUCUGGCGCUCAACGAGGUCCCGAAGAAGAUGGUCGUCAUCGGUGGUGGCAUCAUCGGUCUGGAGAUGGCUUCCGUGUGGUCGCGUCUGGGUGCUGAAGUGACCGUGGUCGAGUUCCUGGGCCAGAUCGGUGGUCCCGGUAUGGACGCCGAGAUCGCCAAGCAGGCGCAGAAGAUUCUGGGCAAGCAGGGCAUCAAGUUCAAGACUGGCACCAAGGUCACCAAGGGCGAUGACAGCGGUGCCACCGUCUCCCUUGGUGUUGAGGCUGCCAAGGGUGGCAAAGAGGAGACCCUGGAUGCGGACGUCGUCCUGGUCGCCAUCGGCCGCCGGCCGUACACCGAGGGCCUGGCCCUGGAGAAGGCUGGUGUCGAGAAGGAUGAGCGUGGUCGCCUGGUGAUUGACCAGGAGUACCGCACCAAGCUGCCUCACAUCCGGGUGGUUGGUGACUGCACCUUCGGUCCCAUGCUGGCCCACAAGGCCGAGGAGGAGGCCGUUGCCGCCAUCGAGUACAUCAAGAAGGGCUACGGUCACGUCAACUACGCCGCCAUCCCCAGUGUCAUGUACACCCACCCCGAGGUCGCCUGGGUUGGCCAGAACGAGGCCGAGAUCAAGGCUUCGGGCGUCAAGUACCGCGUCGGCUCGUUCCCCUUCAGCGCCAACUCCCGUGCCAAGACCAACCUCGACACCGAGGGUGUGGUCAAGUUCAUUUCUGACGCCGAGACUGACCGUAUCCUCGGUGUCCACAUCAUCGGCCCCGGCGCUGGCGAGAUGAUCGCUGAGGCCACCCUGGCCGUCGAGUACGGCGCCUCCAGCGAGGACGUUGCCCGGACGUGUCACGCCCACCCGACCCUCUCCGAGGCCUUCAAGGAGGCUGCCAUGGCUACCUACUCCAAGCCUAUCCACUUCUAG
Molecule: messenger RNA, 1542 nt
Organism: Penicillium alfredii
Lineage: Eukaryota; Fungi; Ascomycota; Eurotiomycetes; Eurotiales; Aspergillaceae
Product: dihydrolipoyl dehydrogenase
Exons: 4
Coding region: 1-1542 (513 amino acids)
Cellular component (GO): oxoglutarate dehydrogenase complex; mitochondrion
Molecular function (GO): dihydrolipoyl dehydrogenase (NADH) activity; flavin adenine dinucleotide binding
Source: RefSeq, a predicted model, not a curated record